GUUAUUUUUAAUUCUUUUAGUCAAAGAAUUUGUUUGAUUGGCAUUCUUGUUGUAUCUAACAGCUUCUAAUUUAUCAUUGAGAAGAUCCUCUAGUUCAUUUCUUAAGAGAUUGAUGCCCUAGCUCAUUCAAACUUCAAUUCAAAAAAUCAACUAUGUACCAUAGUACUAGUACUGCCAUGAUUGGUGUCGGUGAAGCCUGCCCCAUUGUCUAGUGGUUCAGGACAUCUAUCUUUUAAGCCGCCUUCUACGCCUUUUCCUUUAGCGCCACUUCUGCUUUCACUUCCAAAUAGCUCCCAUCCUCUUCUUGGUCGGGAAAAGUAUAAACAGAAACGGACGUCGGCAGGUUGGGCCACACAAGCUCUGAAGAUAGGUUAGAGGCCCGUAAACCUGAUGUGGACCCAAAAACUGCUGGCCUUAGCCUAUGGGCCUAUGAUGUUCCACUGCUGGGCUUCUGAUAUGGGCUUGAAUCCGGGCUUUCUUGAUUAAAGAGGGCCUGAUAUUCUAAUUAAUAUUUAGAUGGAUAACACUGAUUGAUGAUAUGAUAUCCUCUAAUGGAUACUGACGUGUCCGAUCUGAACGAGCACGUGGACUUGAAAGGGAUAUACUGACACUGUAGAGUAGCCAAGUUCGACCGGUUUGCCCGCCACCUCACUUCUCUCAGUUGGCUCUAUCUUCACGUUUUUCUAGCACAGUUUCCGGAGAGCGAUGAUGAGUCGGGGGAUUUGGCAGCAGAAGUGUCGUAACGCCAUCCGACGAUGGCUGCGUUCCUGCGCUGCCCAAACCUCGCCGCUCUCUCCGUCUCCGGUCGUAUCGCUGGGGAAUUCAUCGUAUAUAGGGUUUUCUUCUCAACCGAUCGUCUCCCGAUACGCUAUGGCGUCGUUUUCCAUGGUCAAUGAUAAGCUUAUGGAUUUGAACAUUCCAUAUAGCAUAAAGAGAUCUUGCUUUUCGAGUCAUGCUCUUCUUGAUCUUCCUGCAAGUGGGAUAGUUAGUAUACCAUUGGCACAAACAGGUGAAGGUAUUGCUGAAUGUGAACUUCUUAAAUGGUUCGUGAAAGAGGGGGAUCAAGUUGAAGAAUUCCAACCACUUUGUGAAGUUCAGAGUGAUAAAGCAACAAUAGAAAUAACUAGUCGCUACAAAGGAACUGUUUCUCAAAUUAUCUAUGUCCCUGGUGACAUUGUAAAGGUUGGAGAAACCCUUCUGAAAAUGGUUGUUGAAGAAUCUCAAGGUUCAAACCUGACCAGCAACGCUCCAGAUGACAUGAAAUCAAUGGGUGCUGAGGUAUGUGACUCAAGUAUUCAAAGUUCAGACUUGAGGAACAGUAACACAGGUGGAGUUCUAGCCACACCUGCUGUUAGGAACCUUGCAAAGCAGUAUGGUGUAGAUAUAAAUCACAUCCUUGGAACUGGUCAAGAUGGGAGGGUAUUAAAAGAAGAUGUCCUCACACAUGCAGUCCAGAAAGGACUCUGUAAAGAACCUUCUUCCUUGAGUGUUAAUUCAGUGGAGCACUUUCAAGGAGAAGAGAAAUACUCUCAUACCUUAGCUGCAGAUGGAUGGCAAUAUGAAGAUAAGACAGUUCCAAUUCGAGGAUUCCAACGUGCAAUGAUUAAAUCAAUGACCUUGGCUGCUAAGAUUCCACACUUUCAUUAUGUAGAAGAGAUAAAUUGUGAUGCACUUGUGAAACUUAAAGCAUCCUUCCAAGAGGAGAAUCGUGAUCCAGAAGUCAAGCACACUUUCCUCCCUUUUAUGAUAAAGACACUUUCGAUGGCAUUGAGCAAAUAUCCCUUAUUAAAUAGCUGCUUCAAUGAGGAGCUGCAAGAAAUCACUGUUAAAGGCUCCCAUAAUAUUGGAAUUGCGAUGGCUACCCCACAUGGUCUAGUUGUUCCUAACAUAAAGAGGGUUCAAUCGCUUUCCAUCUUGGAGAUAACAAAGGAGCUGGCACAGCUACAACAAUUAGCAUUAGCUAACAACCUUUGUCCUGAGGAUAUAUCUGGUGGAACAAUAACUUUAAGCAAUAUUGGUGCAAUUGGAGGGAAGUUUGGCUCCCCCCUCCUCAACCCGCCUGAAGUUUCCAUCAUUGCAAUUGGCCGACUCCAGAAAGUUCCACAGUUUGUUGAUGAUGAAAACAUGUAUCCUGCAUCAAUUAUGACUGUUAAUAUAGGCGCUGAUCAUAGAGUCCUGGAUGGAGCAACAGUUGCUAGAUUUUGUAAUGAGUGGAAACUAUACAUUGAGAAACCUGAGCAGCUCAUGCUGCAUAUGAAGUGAUUCAAUCCUGCCUUCCUGUAAGCAGCAGGAUGUUAUUUUAUUUAUGUCAAAUAAGCCUUAAAAGAGAUGUUAUUUUAUGUCAAAGAAAUUACCCUUAAAAUGCCGAUAAUUUUUGUCCCAAAGAGACAUUUC
This is a messenger RNA of Vitis riparia (riverbank grape), 2394 nucleotides long. RefSeq names its product lipoamide acyltransferase component of branched-chain alpha-keto acid dehydrogenase complex, mitochondrial. Gene Ontology annotation, molecular function: lipoic acid binding; acetyltransferase activity. The transcript has 8 exons. The record is from RefSeq and is a predicted model, not a curated record. The coding region runs from base 706 to 2262 and encodes 518 amino acids. NCBI's taxonomy places the organism in Eukaryota, Viridiplantae, Streptophyta, Magnoliopsida, Vitales, Vitaceae. Gene Ontology annotation, cellular component: mitochondrion; cytoplasm.